AUGAAUGCAUGGACUUUCCAGGCAGGCAGCGCCCGUGAGCAGCUCCGGGCUUGCGAGCCCCUACUCGAACGAAUGGCGGCACUGAUGCAAGUCCAGCCUUCCCUCGCCGCCAGGAGAAACAACAACAAGGAGCUAGCGGAGGCCAAGAAGAGCGUCGCCGGCGAAGGCGAAACGGAUGGCGAGGGGGACAGGGGGCAACAAGAAAGCGGCAGGGAUGAAGGUUGCUGCGAGGGGAAGGGGGAGAAGGCGCGAGUCCUUGAGGGAGUCUUGGCCGCGCUGCCAACCUUUUCGAAGAGGUACGGGCUGGGCCGAGCGGGGAUGUACGCCUCUUACGUGAACGACGAGCUGGGCAGCGCGUUCCGUCACAGCGAGAGGCCCAACUGCCAGAUGUCUCUCUUCAUGUUCAGCAGCCAGAGCGCCUCCGGCGGCGGCGGCGGGGGCGGCGGUGGUGUCGUCGCGUACUCCGUCCUGUGGCCGCUGCGGCGCCUGCGAGCGUCUGAGGAGGCCACCCUGGACCUAUUGCGGUCGACGGCCUGGGCGGGGGCAACGAGCGUCGCGGCUCGCGGGGCCUUCGUCCGCGGGCUUCGUCUUCCGUGCUCCCUGGACCGACACGAGUUUCCGGCAGGGACCAACACCCACCACCACAUCGACCACGAGUCCCUGAGCCUGCCCCAAGACCGCCUCGCCAAGCGGCAGCGCCGCAUGGACUCCUCGGCGAACGAGUACCGUGCCCGGCUUGCCGCCACUGCUACCGCCGCCACCACCGCCACCGGCACAGUAACGCCGGCGGCGCCCGUCGCCGUACAAACUCCCGUCCCCCCACCUCCCCCAUCGUCAGGCGUGGGCGCUGCUGCACUUUCUCCGGCUGCCGGUAGCAGAGGGGACGGGCGGGGCGGGGUUAAGCCGUUGUCGGUGUGGACGGAUUUGCCAUACCUUUCGGACGGGGAAACGGGGUUGACACGGCCGGAGUUCCGCGUGUUGGAAUCCGGAUUGGCGGCGGUGGCGGCAGCGUCACCCAGAGAUGCCGACAUCGUGUGGGCCUCGAGCUCGAUCGACCCGAAGUUCCAGGCUGCUAUGGGCGGGUACAACGUCGCGACACGAACACGUCGGCCUGUAUUGUUCUUCAAUCACGUUACUGUCGUUUUCUUUCACUUCCUCGUUGGCCGUUGGCGCUGCUCCCGAAUCACGAUGCCGUGUGCGGGUGUCGCGACGACGACCCCCAGCGGUCUGCGGCCGGGUCAGCUGGUGAACCAGUUCCCUUACGAGGCGGCCCUGGUCGUCAAGAGCCACCUCGCGCGCACCAUCCAGCGGGAGUUCGGCAGCACGAGUCCCGAAGGGGACGUGAUGCAGACGACCUUUGACAUGCAGAGCGAGGACGACGCGCUUGCAUUCAUGGCCGACUUCCGCCGCCGCCGCGAUGCCGGUGCGGACAACAUCUGGAUCGUCAAACCUAUCGGGUUGGCGAGGAGCAUGGACACUACCGUUACCGGGAGCCUGGCCGAUGUUCUUCGAGCGUCGGAUACUGGCCCUAAGGUGGCCCAGCUGUACCUGUCUCGCCCGCUGCUCUGGAAGCGCCGCAAGUUCGACCUCAGGAUAGUCGCCCUGCUGGUAAGCACCCACCCCCUCGAGCUGUACGUGCACGACUGCUACUGGCCGAGAGUCGCCGAACGGCCCCACGAAACGGAACCAGCCAAGAGGAACGACCUGCGACAAGGAGAGGACGUGCUGCUGUCGCAGCUGGAGGACCCCCGGGUUUCGCUCACGGCGAUGCACCUUCUCCGAGGGCGGGAGGGGGGGCAAGGAGGCACCGCGUGCCACCCUGACCACGAGGAUUUUGCCCGAGAAAUGCACGACGUGGUCUCCCAGCGACACGUGGGGGCCACCUGGGACGACGUGAUGGCCAAGACAAGGGCCAUGAUCCUCUCCGUCUUCCGGGCGGCGGCUCGCCAGCAGCCCGGCAUGAGGAACGGUUCCGCCCGAGCGAUGUACGGCUGCGACGUGAUGGUCACGGCCGCCCUGGAGCCCCGGCUGCUGGAGGUGACUUUCUCCCCAGGGAAUCUGGCCGCUUCUCCCGCCUGGACAGUUCAACGGCCGGACUUCUUGAACGAGGCGUUCGGUUGCCUCUUUCUGGGGGAGCAGAAAAACGUGACCCGCUUGGCAUGA
Messenger RNA from Ectocarpus siliculosus, 2163 nucleotides. Lineage: Eukaryota; Phaeophyceae; Ectocarpales; Ectocarpaceae. The record is from the annotation of a GenBank genome assembly.